Amphimedon queenslandica is the source of this 997-nucleotide messenger RNA. RefSeq names its product myeloid leukemia factor-like. The transcript is spliced from 6 exons. The record is from RefSeq and is a predicted model, not a curated record. The coding region runs from base 84 to 836 and encodes 250 amino acids. NCBI's taxonomy places the organism in Eukaryota, Metazoa, Porifera, Demospongiae, Haplosclerida, Niphatidae.
CUAUUGUAAACACUUAAACACUCAGCAAAUUCCUAGGCGAAUUCCGCACUUUCAUCUCUAUUCUCGGUGAUUCUACAAGCUACAUGGCCUUCAGAGAUGAUCCAUUUUUCAGAAGACAACACUUUGGACCAAUGAGUGGCUCUCCUUUUGACAUCCACCGUCAUCAUGGCGAUCAUGCAGUUAUGAGACGAGAACAGAGAGACCCUAUGUUUGGAAUGAUGAUGAUGGACCCAUUUGCACGUAUGCAGUCAAUGAUGGCCAAUUUUGAUAAUAUGUUUGCUGCUGCACAGGAAGGAAGAGGUGGACACAGCUACUCUCAGAGUACAGUUAUGCAUUUCUCUUCAACGAACGGAAGGGACGGACAGCCUCAGAUCUAUCAAGCAUCAUCGUCAACUCGUUGUGCACCUGGCGGGAUAAAGGAAUCCCGUAAGAUGGAGAGGGAUAGUACUACCGGAGUUCAAAAGACGUCUGUGAGUCAUCAGAUAGGUGAUAAAUCCCGUACCGUACAGCGAGAAGUGAAUCUCAGAACCAACGAGAGAGAAGAGAACAGAGAGUACAUUAAUUUAACAGAAGAGGAUGAACCAUCUUUCAGUAGGGAAUGGGAUGAAAAGGCAAGGUCCUAUCCAAGGAGUCUUGGGGUAGGCCCCAGUAGGCGUGAUCAUUACGCCCACUCAAUGGGACUCCCCUCUGAACCAACUCAUAGACAGGAUCGGGGGAUGUUUGUAGACCACACCCAUUCAUCUCCACCCAUGUAUCCAAGAAUGCAACCAUACAGUGUGGAUAAUGGUCAGAGAAAGAAGAGAGACAAAAAAGCAGCAAAAGUCACUUUUGAUUAGAAAAGAGAAAGAGUCUUGAACUGCAUGUAUAUAUAUGAUGCUAUUAUCAUUAAAAAACACUAAUUUUAAUGUUUAAGAUACUGACAUUAUUAUCAAAGAUAGUUAUUGUUUUAGUUUAUUAUUUCAGUGGUGAUAUCUCUAUUGGUAGCAAACCUUUAACA